CCUUUCGACAUGAUGUUUGGACUAUUUGUGACUUUUUGUCUCUCGGCUGUUGCCUUGACUAAUGCUUCGUGUGGCGUUAAGCCUCCCUCCUCGCGUAUUGUUGGAGGAGGGGUUGCUAAGCCACAUUCGUGGCCAUGGCAACUUUCGCUAAGACGAGGAUCAUCUCACACGUGUGGAGCCUCGCUUAUUUCCCCUGAAUGGGCAGUAACCGCUGGACAUUGUGUAUCAAGGACUCAAGACGUUUCACGAUACUCGGUUGUCGCAGGGGCACACAACAGGAUYACCAGUGGAAAGGUAUACCGUCUGUCUAAAAUCAUCAUCCACGAGGACUACAAACACGUGUUUAACGACAUCGCUUUGCUCAAGUUUGAGAGCAAAGUCACUCUUGAUGACCAAGUGAGCACAAUUUGCUUACCAAAACAAGAUGACAGGAUACCAGCCGGUUCAAUGUGCUAUAUGACAGGUUGGGGAAGAUUCAGCGGCACCCAUCCUGGAGGCUCAAAACUUCUUAAGGAAACCAUUGCGCCAAUCAUCGGUCACCAACAGUGCAGGAAAAAGAACGGUGGUUCAGUCAAUGACAACACUAUGGUCUGUGCGGGCGGUGCAGGCAGUAGUGUAUGUAUGGGUGACAGCGGUGGACCGUUAUCGUGCGAGGAGAAUGGUAGAUGGGUAUUACGUGGUGCCGCGUCAUGGGUGACGUCAAAGCAAUGUCACGUGACUUCAUAUUCUGUCUACGCUAGAGUCAGUAGGUUUGUGGACUGGAUCAAUGCUAAAAUUAAAGGUGAUCCAGCGCCCAGCCAGGGACCACCAAGCCCACCUCCUCCACCAACCCCUCCCUCACCAAACACUCCAAAACCCCCACAACCUUCAACUCCAUCACCAGGGRACUGCAUUGAUAUAUGGGGCUCCAGAUGCAGAUUGUAUCAAAACUCUUGCCACAUGGAAUUUGUGAUGAAAGCUUGCAGGAAAACGUGUAAUACUUCUGAACUACAGCUGAGAGUUUCAUUGUMUUUCAACAUGAUAAUUGGACUAUUUUUGGCUCUUUGUCUAUCGGGCGUCACCUUGACUGACGCUUCGUGUGGCGUUAAGCCUCCCUCCUCACGUAUUGUUGGAGGCGGGGUAGCUAAGCCACAUUCGUGGCCAUGGCAACUUUCACUAAGACGAGGAUCAUCUCACACGUGUGGAGYCUCGCUUAUUUCCCCUGAAUGGGCAGUAACCGCUGGACAUUGYGUAUCAAGGACUCAAAACGUUAAAGAUUACACGGUUGCCGUAGGAGCUCACAACAGAUACAGCUCUGGUAGGAUAUACCGUCUGUCUAAAAUCAUCAUCCACGAGGACUACAAACACGUKUCUAACGACAUCGCCCUGAUCAAGUUUGACACCAAAGUUGAUCUUAAUGACAAAGUGGGUACAAUCUGUUUACCUGAACAAGAUGACAGGAUAUCAGCCGGUUCGAUGUGCUAUAUGACAGGCUGGGGAAGAUUCAGCGGCACUCAUCCCGCGGGCUCAACACUCCUUAAGGAAUCCAUUGCGCCAAUCAUCGGCCACCAACAGUGCAGGAAAAAGAACGGUGGUUCAGUCAAUGAAAACACUAUGGUCUGUGCGGGAGGUGCAGGUAGUAGUGUAUGUAUGGGUGACAGCGGUGGACCGUUGUCCUGCGAGGAGAAUGGUAGAUGGGUAUUACGUGGUGCCGCGUCAUGGGUGACGUCACAGGAGUGUCACGUGACUUCGUAUUCUGUCUAUGCUAGAGUCAGUAGGUUUGUGGACUGGAUCAACGCUAAGAUAAAAGGUUGUCGCGAUAAUUCCUCAAACUGUAAAUCAAUGAGCUGGCUCUGUCGUGUCAACCCAGAAAUAAAGAAACGAUGCAGCAAGACUUGCAAACAAUGUCGGCCUUGACUUGAAAAUCACAAGCAUCCAUUGAUCUUACUUCGUAAAGGUGCUUAAAUAACAAGAAUAAACAURUAAACCUGAUAAAAAGUUGUUCGUGGUGUAUU
Molecule: messenger RNA, 1994 nt
Organism: Exaiptasia diaphana
Lineage: Eukaryota; Metazoa; Cnidaria; Anthozoa; Actiniaria; Aiptasiidae
Product: CUB and peptidase domain-containing protein 2
Biological process (GO): proteolysis
Molecular function (GO): serine-type endopeptidase activity
Source: RefSeq, a predicted model, not a curated record